Messenger RNA from Heterostelium album PN500, 222 nucleotides. RefSeq lists its product as uncharacterized. The coding region runs from base 1 to 222 and encodes 73 amino acids. Lineage: Eukaryota; Evosea; Eumycetozoa; Acytosteliales; Acytosteliaceae. The record is from RefSeq and is a predicted model, not a curated record. The transcript is spliced from 2 exons.
AUGGCACCUAUGUCUGACAUUUGCAUACUUGGAUGUGUUACAGCGAAGCGUGUUGAACAAAGCUAUCUCAACUUUAAUCAAGCUGAUGAAUGUAAGGCUAGAGACAUGAUCACCACUAAUAAACCGAAUGCCAAGGUAACUCUCAAGGGCAGUAGAGAUAGAGAAGAUGGAUCGAGAAGAGCCGAUGACCCUGACAGUAUAUUCUCUGAUGGCAGAUUUUAA